GAGGCGUUUUCGGUAAACGACAUACGUGAUGUGGGCACUGAAACUUUUGACAAUUUAACGUCAUCACACACCGUACCCGCAACCGUACCAUAGAUCAUCCUUCCUUUCGUCCCGAAAGGUUUCCGUAAAAGUCUCACCUGCAAUUUCUCCUGGCUUAUUCAUGUGUUCAACUGCCUCUACAAAAUCCGUCCAUCAGUUUGAUAUUACAAUACUCAUAACCUUUAGGCAAGAGGUUAGUUCUAAUUCUUGAUCAGGAACAGGUGCGUGGAUGAUAAGCAUUUCGAAUAAUAUGCUCAGAGUAAUCGACGGUUCUACGUGUACAUGCAUUUAUUUUCUCACUGGUUAUUACGAGCGCCAGAAUGUCUAGUUCGGAUAACAGCGGCAUUAGUUGUGUGAGUGAGGUCACUCUUGCAAUCAGUAAAGAAAGAAAUUCCCAGCCCGAUGUACUGCGAACAGUAAAAGACAAUCCUGAUUCCGAUGGUUCCGGGCAUUCCAACACUUUCACGGUACAAACGUUUUCCUACCCUGACCAGAGCAGCCCUCGCAGGAUGUCGGAAACUCGAUAUAUAACGUCUUCCAAUAGUGAGCUCAGAAUACCGAUCAUCGGAUACGAAGUCAUGGAGGAACGAGCAAGAUUCACAGUUUAUAAACUGCGUGUCCAACCAAGAGCGGGAGAUUGCUGGUUCAUAUUCAGAAGAUACACAGACUUUGUGCGUCUUCUGAGCCAGCUGAGGAGGCAGAAAGCGUCGAUAUCUCACUUGUCGUUGCCACGUAAAAAAUGGCUGGGAGAUAAUUUUGCACCUAGUUUUCUGGAGGACAGAAUACGAGGGUUGCAAGAGUUUGUGGACGGAAUUAUUAAAAGUACCAUUUUAGUGCAAAUACCUUGCGUGCGAGAAUUCUUCUGUUUAGAUGAACCGCCUGCACUUUCAGAUACCGUCGAGGAGUCGAGAGCAAUUUUUGAAGCAUUAGAAGACACAAUAUAUCAUCUACGCCAACAACUUAGAGAAAGAGAUGCAGCUUUGGCUGUGGAAUUGGUACGAAGCAAUGAUCUUAGACAAAAACUUCAACAUAUCAUAAGCGUAACCCAGGCGUGUACCAAAUGCAGGUCAGCGUCGGUUGAUUGAAGUUCGAUGUAAUAUGAUUGAUCGUGAUACUUUAGGAAGUAAGUGUUAAGUUAAAUCUUUGUUAUGAAAUAUUAUGAAUAGUUUCUAAUUUUUAUACUUCUAUGAGGCAGUAGUUGGAUGCUUGUAUUUUUGCAAGGAUUUUAUACAGAAGUUUAUCUAAAGUUCACACAUAAGUGUGUUAUAUAUUUAUAUGGACGUUUGUUGAGAUCAUCGGUAGGACUUUCCGCUCGCAUGAUUAGAUUCAUUCGUCGGAUUCACUGUUGGAUUAUUUCGACUUUCAAUUUACCGUGAUAUAGGUACAAAAAGACUGACACCAACCGUAGAUAGUUUUUCGACAAAAAAUGAGCAAUAAUCGAGUCAAAUCAAGCAAAAUAAUAACUACUAAAAAGCCCUGUGCGUCUGUUCAGAGAUUUGAUAUACUUUAGGAAAGCUUUUCGAAAUAUAUCCAAGGUUAUUCCAAGGACCGAGAACUUGUACGUCACUGUACGGAACCACUGAUGUGUAUAAUACACUGGUUUGUUAUGUAUAUUAGUAUGCAGAACGCAGGAUUGUGUAAACUGCUUCUUUUGUAUCUCCGAUGAUUCGGUCUGCAAAAUGAUAAUAGCUAAUCUCAGAAAUCAAAUUCAUUUCCUACCGCUUUUGAAAUAUUAACAUUAGACACCAUUGUGGCCUUGGUAUACCGCUAGUCAAAAUUGUUGUCUGUCUACGGAUUCUGGUAAAGAUAGCAAAAGAAUGUUGUACGCGAAGAUUUAGAGAAAACAUUGGUCAGGUUCAGAAAAUUUUCCUUUGGUAGUAGGUAAUCGCGAAAGUUGUUUGCACACGAUUCAAUGAUACCGACAGAUCAAUGUUAAUUUUUUACAAACGCUACUCAAUUGACAACCAAAUGACAGAUUCACUAACUACGUCGCUUACUUUAUGGAGAUUUUCGUUUUUAGUAUUCCUGUGAUGAUUGUCUGCGGCAUAAUAUUAUUCUUAUUUAUAAUAGAGGAUCGGGUCAUCUUUCAAAUUCAUAUUGCCCGAGAGCGAAUUGUGAAUAAAUAAAAGUAACAAGUUUAGUUUCCCACGCUAUAAGUGCUUUUGAAAUCCGAAGAAUAUUUUGAUCCAUAUUGUAGGUAGCAAUACGGAAAUCAGAACUAUCUUCGGCUCUGACCUUUAUUCUGUUUUUUUCGGUUUUCGAAAGUUUUAUUUAUAAUAACGGCCAAUUUAGGUAUUACCACGAUCUUAUGGCCUAACCAUAAUUCACCACAAAUUAAACAUGAUAUUAUCUAUGUACACUAAACAAGAAUUGAUUGUGGAAUAAAAUCAAAAAAAAUUUCAUCCACGGUA
This is a messenger RNA of Athalia rosae (coleseed sawfly), 2450 nucleotides long. It is a transcript of the gene Snx16, whose product is annotated as sorting nexin-16. Gene Ontology annotation, cellular component: late endosome; early endosome; extrinsic component of endosome membrane. NCBI's taxonomy places the organism in Eukaryota, Metazoa, Arthropoda, Insecta, Hymenoptera, Athaliidae. The record is from RefSeq and is a predicted model, not a curated record. The transcript has 4 exons. The coding region runs from base 360 to 1124 and encodes 254 amino acids. Gene Ontology annotation, molecular function: phosphatidylinositol binding. Gene Ontology annotation, biological process: protein targeting to lysosome; endosome to lysosome transport; early endosome to late endosome transport.